UGCUCCCGCCGCCUUCACCCGGGCCUACGACAAGUAUCCCAUCCCGGACAUGCGCGAGGUUUGUCCGGGCGUGCUCCCAUCCGGCCAGUUGACCGAGAACCACCCGCUCGUGAACGCCUACAUCGACGCCCUCGCCCGCCUGAUCCCCCGUGAGCCCAAGCCUAAACCUCUUGCCGCCUCCUCCGCAUCCAGCCCCGCCUCAACUGCCGCACCGCUCUCUCAACCCGACGCCACGGCGCUUCCGCAGCACAAGCCCUUUGAGCUCACCUACUGGGUUGCGCACCACGCCGGCAUCGCGUCGACGCUGACCGUCAACAACGUCAUCAGCCAGCAGUUCCAGCUCUUCCCGUCCCCCGCCGCUCGGCUGUAUGCCGCGGAGGUUCCGAAGCUCUCGCAGGCGCAGAAGGAGGCGAUCUUCACGCUCGCCGCGCUCAAGGUCAUGAACCACCCAAGGCACCCGGCCCACUUCGCGUUCUGGGGCAAGAACAUCCUCGAGCGAACGGCGCAGGUCGUCGACUCCGUCGUCCGACUGCGUCCGUGCCCGAUCGUAUCUAACGUCGGCUGGAUGGGCAUCCCAGAGAACACCUGGGCCCUCGGAGGCCUCCAGUCUCUCUACAUCCCAGCCCAAGUCGUGCCCCAGAAGAAGGCCGGUGGCAUGACCCUCCGGAAGCGCAAGGCCAUCGGAGCGAACGCCGAAGACGAAGUCGACGGUACCGUCGCCCCGCGCAAGCGUACCCGCACCACGCGCGCGUCCCAGAAGGCCAAGGCUGCGCAGACCGCCCUCGUUGCUGCAGAGGUUGCAUCGGCAGAGCCAGAGGCAGCCGACGAGGAGUCGGAGUCGCUGCUCUUCCCCUCCGGCGUCGGGGCGCCAGACGCCACCGAAUUGGACGCGCUCGCCGCAGCUGUCAGUCGAGACGUGAAACAGGAGUUCAUCGCCACGACGCCCGUCCUCCAGGCGAUCGGCCUGAUGCUCGAGCUGCCCUCGAUAUCGUCGUGCGAGCUCCCGCCCCCGGCUCUCCCUGGCUCUGCGUCCCCUGGCUCUGAACCUGCCGAGUCGCCGCAUGCCACCCGCCGCUCGACGCGUGCGCGCAGGAAGCCCGCGCCGCCCGGCCCCUGCUCGCUCGUCUCGACACCGCUGUCGACUGUCGACACGCCCUUGCCCUCGACGGAGACGCUCCGCUCGCAUUCGCAGAUCCCCGAGAAGAAGUCCAGGAACCGCUCUGGCUCGCGCGGGAGCAGCACAGCCGUCAGCGACGGCGGAUACCCGAGCGAGGAGGGCACGGUCGUCGGCGCCGAAAUUGAGGAGGUCCCAGCCAAGCCUAGCCACAAGCGCAAGGCCGUCGACGAGAUCGUCCUCGUGGGCGAGGAGGACUCCGAGGCGCGCGUUGAGCCCGUGAAGGCGUCCAAGCGCAAGGCGAAGAAGCCGCGCGCACCGAAGCGGGCGAAGGUCGAGGAGCCCCCUGCGGUGCUGGAGAUCGUGGAGAACGUGCCCGCCGGAGAGGUCGCGGCUGCGAAGAAGCGGAAGAGCGCGGCGGGAGGCGGUGGGAAGCGCAAGGCCACGCGGAAAGCGUGAGUUUGCGGUCUUCCUCGCCUGCGCCGCCACGCGUGGUCCCUGUCUGUCUCCGCCUCCGCCUCCGUCGUCUGGUGCUCUGUGGUCGCGUGGGCACCUCGUAACUGCGGCUCUGAACUGGUGUCUUUGGCCCGCAGCUCUCGACCACAUUCAAUUGGGUCCCAUGUGCCUCCGUUCGAUUUGUCCGGUGGAAUCCUUCUGUACGCGUAUACGAUCUAUUUAUCUUAUUCGUCUAUAUCCACUUGAUUUUUAUUCCUCAUGCUUAUCCGCGCCUUCCGCGUGCGUGCUCUUCCCGUUCUCCCCGUUGUUGUUCAGUCUUGCUACCUGCGUGCUAUUUGCUUUUCGCUGUGAUUACCCGUUCCCCUGCCCGGACGUUCUGCUUCUCGCGUUUCUCUUCGCUUUUGCUCUUUCGGGCAUGUCGCUCUCGGUCGUGCAUAUACAUCGCGUUGCUCCAACACCGUCUCCCACGUUUGUGACAUCAUCGGUCUCCCAUCCCUGUAUCUGCAUCUCGCGAUCGUCGCUCUCAUCUCCCCCUCGUCUCCGUCUCCUUCGCAACUCAUCUCGUUCGAUUCACUGCCCCAUCCGACACAGGAUUGUACUAUAUACCUGCCCUGCACAUAUC
Messenger RNA from Dichomitus squalens LYAD-421 SS1, 2192 nucleotides. RefSeq lists its product as uncharacterized. The transcript has 2 exons. The record is from RefSeq and is a predicted model, not a curated record. Lineage: Eukaryota; Fungi; Basidiomycota; Agaricomycetes; Polyporales; Polyporaceae. Bases 50 to 1573 code for a protein of 507 amino acids.